This is a messenger RNA of Portunus trituberculatus (swimming crab), 2333 nucleotides long. RefSeq lists its product as uncharacterized. Lineage: Eukaryota; Metazoa; Arthropoda; Malacostraca; Decapoda; Portunidae. The record is from RefSeq and is a predicted model, not a curated record.
CUGGGCCAGGAGAAGAGUCAUGGCACUGGGACAAAGCAGUCCGCAACUCGGAGGCAGAGAAGGGGACAUUAUAAGACUCCCCUCCUGUGGAAGAAAAAUUUAUGCCGAGAGAUUCCAUUCUCUGGUGGUGACGUGCGCCCAGGGCUGCAGGAUACCUCCGGGAAACACUGGCAAAGUGCUCUGCGAAGAGGUCGGCGACAGUCCUGAGGUCUGCCACCGUUCGCCCAGAAGACAACAAAACUGGUGGGGAAGGAGCAGAAUACUUCCCAACAAUUCGCGGACUUUGUUAAAGACAUCCGUAAGAGGAGUACGGGCGUUAAUGGAAGAGACAUAAGCUUUCCAAGAGGCUCUUUGUGCCUCUUUCAAAACGCAACGGGCUCGAGUUCGGCAGCGCCAAAAAGCGUCCAGACACUACAGGUCCCCACGAUGUCGCCGGAGACGAGAGAAAGCUGCCCAUUUCUCUUUCACCGCUUCAGUGCAUGCUGCGUUCCACCAAGGAACAGGACGCUUAGUAAAGCGACCGGACGUCCUAGGGAUUGUCUGAAGUGCUACUGAAUGUAUAAAAUCGGCAAAAUAAUCAACAGCCUCAGUACAAGUAGAAAAGUCAGCCAACGGACGGAUAAAAGAGCUAAGGACUAAUGGACAAGUCUAUUGAGAAAAAAUGACUACAUGAAAGGUGAAGAGACUGCAGAAGUUAUAUUUUAAUUAAAGAAAAAGAAAUGAAAACUGCCAGUGAGUCAUCAAAAAGAUGACAGCUUCUGGGAGACAUCAGUGUGAAAUACGGUUACGCAAUAGUUUUCAUCAUGCCAGAAGUUCAGAGACAGUGUGACGUGUGAGUGUGCAUGAAUAUCUGGCCAACACUUCUGACUCUACUGACGCUGUUUUUAAGUCUCUUGACCCCUUCAGUAUUGGGAGGCAUUUUUACCAAGAAGUUUAUUAAUGAUUAGACUAUUUCAUUUACAUUAGGAACAGUUUAUCGAGGUCAGAAGAUUAAUGACCAGAGUCGUCACUAUUUUUAUUCGCCACAUAAGUUUCUGGCGACAUGUAAAUUUGCCAAAUAGUAAGUAAAAUUAAUAUGAGAACGCGUCUUAGCACUAAAGAAGUUAAAAAGUUUAUAUAUCUUGGUUUUAAGUUGAAUAACACAACUAUGUGCCAAGAGUUUUGGCUUAUUUAUAGUCAGUGGCGAUGAUUGCGCCAACAGCUCAGUCUUUCCUUGUUAACCAUGGCGAGCACACUGGACACUCAGGAAUUUUGGAGGGAGUUCAUCCAAGUAUACAGAGAUUUUCCUGCUUUGUGGAAAGUAAAAAGUGACGAGUACAAGAACAGAAGCUUAAAAAGUGAAUGCUACGUGAAAUUAAUUGACAAAAUCAGAGAAAUUGACCCAAAUGCCACUCGUGCCACAGUAACCAAGAAAAUAAAUAGUUUAUGUUCCAACUAUCGUCGAGAACUGAAGAAGGUGAUGAACAGUGUGAAGUCCGGUGCUGGGUCAGAUGAUGUUUACAAACCUUCACUGUGGUACUUCGAUGAGCUCGCAUUCCUUCGCGACCAAGAAUUGCAGCAAGGAGUGUCAAGUCUGGAGUUGGGGAAGAAGAUGGUAAUGAGGGGGAUCAAUAGAUCAUACUUCUUAGCAGACGAAGUAGCAUUACGAGAACAUGUUGGUGCCUGCGUCCUACUCACAUCGUCUACACCAAAUCCGGAGCCGUCCACAUCUGCCACAGAGUCACAGGAAGUAUAUUCUCAUACCUCAAAGAGGAAAAAGAAAUGUGAUAUGGAAAGUAAACGUUACGAAGCACUUUCCCUUGCUUGUGCACACCUUCAACAGAGUAACGACUCCAUUGAUACACUAGCAAGGAGCUGGGCUCAAGAAUUCUGGAAUGUGACUGCAGAACAGCAAAUAUAUGCAAGGAAGACUAUUAAUGAUAUUCUCUUUGAGGCUCGUUUAGGCACAUUGCACAGACAUAGCGUGAAAAUUAAUGAAAAUUCUGAUGUUCACACUAGAUCUUCCACGCCUUUUUGUGAUCUUUCAUCCGAGAGCAAUUCAAAUACCAGUGGACUUAGCACUACUCAGGGGAAUAUUGUCACUAAUGCAGAUGUGGAAGGAGUGCGUGUUUACAGAACGGUGGCAGACCUUCUUAGUGAUCCCCAUUACAGCUUAUAAAAUAACAUACAUUAUGGCACAUUGGUGGUGGAAAUAAGUAUGUAGGCUUAUUGUUUAUUUUUCGUAAGCAAUCAAUCAAGUUCAUUUUCACAGUAGGUAAUUAACUUACGUAACAGGUCAAAGUUAGUAUAUAUAAAUUUUUUUCUCAAAUAGUCUUAAAACAAUGUUAUGAUAC